Messenger RNA from Closterium sp. Naga37s-1, 3345 nucleotides. Lineage: Eukaryota; Viridiplantae; Streptophyta; Zygnematophyceae; Desmidiales; Closteriaceae. The record is from the annotation of a GenBank genome assembly.
AUGGCCCUCGAUCUGCGGAAGUCCAUCACCAGUGCUCGACUCGCCGACGCAUCUUCCCUCGAACCUUCCGACCGAGCGUUUUCCCUCUCUCGCCUCCUCUCGCCACGAAGCGGCAAUCCCCGCUCCUCCUCAUUUUCGCGCGGAAACGACAAAAACGACGUCAAAUCGAAUGUCUCUGCAUUUUCGGCCUCCGGGUUAUCCGCAAGUGUCCUAUCUGCAGCCGAACCUGCCGGGCUGCAUUCCGAAGCAGCACGCACUGGCUCGGGUGCAGCCGCCGUUGGUGGCUGGGAAGCUCCUCAGGCUACAGCUUCGGCAAGGGUAGCGUCGGAAGUCGAAGGUUCGGGACAGCCGAAGCUGUUGCUGGAGGCGCGCUCAGGCCGCAUUGCACACGUCAGCCGGGGGUUGUUGCGCGACCUGGGUUACACCAGCUCUGAAGAUUUUGGCGGGAAAAGCUUGUACGAUCUGGCGGAUGGGCUCUAUGAAGCUGAUUGGUCGAGAGCCGUAGAGGCGGUGACGAAGAACAAUCGCGCUUCGGUGCGAAUUCACUUCAAGCUGCUGAAAAGCGACAGAGCUGGCGAUCUUGUCGGCACGCGCGUCGCUCGCUCGCUGAAUUUCGCAGGCGACGAAGAGAGGACCGUCGCAGGCGAUGGACCGUCGCCAACAUUCCUCCUCGGGGGCUUAAUGCCAGCGCCGCCGCAAUCAUCGACGCCGGCGGCGGGAGCGGCCAGCGGUUUCCGGGCGGGAAGCGAGACGAACAGCGAUUGGUCGAGGGAGAGCGAGUUGCAGCAGCAGGGCUUAAAAGACGGCAUCAGGGGGGCAGGUGCGAGGGGAAGCCGCGCGCAGCAGAACGGAAUGGUUUGCGCGUUUGGCGCGCCUCCCGGCUCUAUCACUCCCCCUCGCGCCCACGCCCGCCCCCCUCUCCCAUCCCGCGGAAACGGUGACGUGGGGAGCAGCUCUGGUCGUACGCGCGCCUCCGGCUACCACUCCGCGCGCAAGCCGCCCGUUCCACGUGUCAGCAGCACAGGGUCGUUGAAAUCAAUGCAACCUCCGAAUUCGUCACGGACCGUCCAGAAUAGCAACUGGCCGCGACGCGAGGAUGGAGAGGAGGAAUUGGAGGAGGAUGACGAGGAGGAAGAGGAGGAGGGGAAUGGGUUGGAGAUAGACGAGGAAGGAUUGGCAUUAGCUUUAAGAGAAGACCCCGACGACGAGGAUGCUCUUAACGAGGAUGCAUACAGUGAAGCAGAAAAUGACGACGACAUGACAUCCCCGAUCGCGCCGCUCGAGGAAAUCGAGAAUGAUUUUGAAGACGACGACGACGAUGAUGAGGACGCGUAUAUCGGGGAUGGCAGGGGCGGGGAGAGCGCGACCGUCGCUCGGCAAAUUUCGGACGUUCGUGAGAGGCUUGCGGCGCGGAGAUCGUGCCACCUGGCGCGCGGAGGGCGGGAGAUGGACGCGGACGCGAUAUCGGACGAGGACGAGGACGAGGAGUCGUGGGAGCGCGUGAAGCAGCGCUGGGCCGCGCAGCAGCAGCGCCUGCAGCGGCGGGAGGAGCAGCAGGUGCAGCAAGCUGUUCAGGCGGCGAGGGAGAGGGAGAAGGAGCGCGAGAGGGAGAGGGCGGCGAGAGGGGGGGAGGAGGGCAAGAAGCGGGCGUUUGCGAAGUGGGUGGGCGGGGUUCGGGGAGGGGACGGGGGAGAAGGAAUGGAAGGUGAGGGAGGGGGAGGGAGGGAGGGAGUGUGGAGGAGUGAGCGGAGCGGUCGGAGCGAUAAGAGCGACAGGAGCGAUAGCCCUGCUAGCAGAUCGCUGCGCAUGAGCCUGAGCAUGGGACGAUCGCAGUCUCCUGCUGCCCCAGCGGCCUCUAGUUAUGGCCAAGGCAAUGAUGAGGGGAAGGUGCGGGAGAGGGAGAAAGAAAGGGAGAAGGAACGAAGAGGCCCGGCCCUAAGCAAGGCGGUGAGCUUCGGGAGAGUGGGCUUUUCGCUUUCGUCCCCUUCAAAGAGAGAACAGAAGGGGUCCAGCAGGCUUGGGAGUGCCGAACCAGAGGGCUGGAGUGAGGAUAGACGGGUGGCUGCUAGUCGUUUUGCUGAGGAGAGUGGGAGGAGCGGAGUGGGGGUACAGCAAGAGAGAGGGAAGGAGGAAAAGGAGCAAGAGGAGGACUUUUUCUGGCUGGGAUCGCCCGUGAGAGAAGACAAGGAGACUAAGGACUUGAAUGCUCCCUCUGUCUCUUGCAUUGACACCAGCACUGGCAGCAGUCUUGACAACAGCAACAGUACCGUCACCAGAAGUAACAGCAUUCGAGGAAAACUGAACCUAUCGCUGUCACCUCUCAACGUAGACGACUCGGAAGCACCAAGCGAGACCAGCCCAGCUUCUCCCGCUACCAUCUCCAGUCCUUCUCAGCCCCUCUCCCGCCCGCCCUCCCGUAUUCCCUCCCUCAUCGCUCGCUCUUCCUCAUCCGACGAUACCCGCAGCCUCUGCAAGCAGCGCUCAGAGCCCAAGCGCGAUCUCAACCGCAUUCCGGCACCGUUCUGCACCGCCCCCGACCCCUGCAGUUUACCCGCCGACUCACAGCCCGGGGGAGGAGAGACGUCCACGCCUGGCCGGCGCCUGUUGAGCGCCCUAAGCCACAAGGGAGUGGUUGGCGCUGCCAAGAAGGCCCUUGAGGCAGUCAGCUCCCCUCGCCGCUCCCACACCUCUCUCUUCGCCUCGGCAUCUGCAGAGUGUGCCCCGGCUCAUGCCGAUGCUGCUGAUGGUGGUACUGGUGCUGCUGGUGGCGGUGGGAGGGGAGGAGGAGGGGGAGCAGAGCCCCUGAUUGGUUCGCCGCGGUUCUUCUCGUCUUCCUCGCGCCCGUCGUCUCUCCGCCCCUCUGCCUCCCAUGACAGCUACACGUCCUCUCCCUCCUCUCGUCUCUCCUCAUCGCCAUCCCGGAGCAUCGUGCCUCGCUCUUCCUCUCUGGAGGUCCCGAGGUUGGCUGGAGUGCCUCGGAGUGUGUCGCAAGAGAGUGGUUUUGGCACCAGCGGCAGUAGCAGGGAAAGUGGUGGCGCCUCACGCCGCCGCAGCCUGCUUGCCCCAUCCUCUUCCAGGGAAGAUGGGGGCAGUUACAGAGAAGGGAGCAGCUUCAGAGGUGGUGGUGGAGGGGAUGUGAGUGGAGGUGUGCAGGGGGGGAAGCAGCAGCUGUCUGGGCUGCAGGCCCCAGGUGUAUCAAGCAGUGUGGGUGGAUGUGCAGUGGAGUGUAGAGCGGUUGGGAUGGAGGGUCGAAGGGAGGAUGCUGGCUCGGCUUUGACACCCAAGGGCCGGUGGGGAGCUUGGGCUGAAGACGAGAAAUCUGGAGACAUGGAUUGGUUUUGGUAG